Messenger RNA from Bipolaris maydis ATCC 48331, 1502 nucleotides. RefSeq lists its product as uncharacterized. The record is from RefSeq and is a predicted model, not a curated record. Lineage: Eukaryota; Fungi; Ascomycota; Dothideomycetes; Pleosporales; Pleosporaceae.
CCGACUUUUGUCGCAAUUAUGUUUGCUUGUCUCUUCACUACCAUAUCAGCGUUUCAACAUAAUGUUUGUCCCGCGAGCGCUCAGGCUCAAGGGCGUUCGUGAGAAGCCGCGACCAAACACUUCUAAUCCGUCAGUGAAGAAUGCUGAGACCGAUCGCGAUGAAGCCCUGGUCAAGGCUAUGCAAAAUACAAGGACGACCUCGCUCACUCCUCAACCAGAAGAACAGGUUGAACAAAAAGCUACCAAGCCUGGUCCUAGGUUCACUGUCAAACCAGUCACCCCUGAGUACAUUGCUCAACUUGCUGCUGGUAUAGAACUCAUCUUUACCGACUAUGCGCACCAAGAAGAGGAGCGAGCAAAGUGGCUUCGGGAUCGAUACCGGACAGUAGAUGGCGAAGAACAUUACAUACAUCUGACAGCCAUUCUCGAGCAUCCCAAUAUAUCCUCGUUAAAACCCGAAGCCUCCCAAGUCCUCCUCCAACAAGCGCUCCGAGAUCACCCCUCUAAAAUACUUCAAGUAUCAAACAAUGGUUAUCAUAUCCGUCGCAAACCCUCUUCGUAUCCACCCAAAUAUCUGCCUCAUAAUUCGUUCGAAAUAGUUGACGAUGAUGGUUUGGCGUUCUGGGACCAGCGCACUAUUUAUGUUGAACCGCACAUCCGCAACAUGUGUCAAACGCCUGCUAAAGUAGCUCAGUGGCUCACAGAGCAUGGUCAGUUGCGGCCAAAAUGGCUGCCUGUACAAGCCGUACAUACACUAUGGAACAGUUGCGCUUUCGUAGCUCUCAGUGGCAAUGUAAUGCACGAAGACGUCUGGCAAAAGUGGAGAGAAGCAGACAAGCCUGAGAACUGGAAGGUCAUGACCAAGGUCGAGCAUACAAAACGCACAGCCGAAUAUGUCGCAUUGCUUGAGAAGCAGAAUCCCAGGGGCAUGCGCAAGACUAAAAUCGAUGAUAGUGAGCUCCCGCCAAUUGCGCGGCCAGCAGUACUUCCCCUGGCAGUAAAAGCUGCCCAGGAGAAUGCUGGCAAUGACAGUCAGCAAGGCAAAAAGAAGCGGAAGAGGCGAAAGCCGAACAAGUCUGCUCUUAACACAGGAGAUGCAGACGCUGACGAAGCAGGUAAUGAGCCAAAUGCUAAGCGCAGAGGUUGAAGCAAUCGCCAAAGCACUAUACCGAGCAAAUGUGAACAAGUAUCGCACCUAAGAGUGCGCAAGGAUCAACCUAUUUGCCCGAACAGUCUACUCGAGUCAUCGUCACAAGCAUAUGCCGGACAGCCUCGGUUUAGCGGGCUCUACAUAGUUAUAGUAGUCGUUUACUAACCUCCAACCUACUACCCCGCUUUCUCGGCCGCAUUGACAUCAAAGGCUUGCCCCAACCCCAUCAGGCCGUUAGUUGAUAAAGUGAAUCGAUGUGAAGCGUGGGAGGUUAAAGGUGACAAGGGAGAGCGAUGCUGGCGUUACCAAGCUAUUCUUAGUCCCCCAAAAAGCAAAUCCAGACUCCCAGUAC